This is a messenger RNA of Adineta steineri, 447 nucleotides long. The record is from the annotation of a GenBank genome assembly. Lineage: Eukaryota; Metazoa; Rotifera; Eurotatoria; Adinetida; Adinetidae.
AUGGCACUUCAAUUAACAUUAUCAUGUGAUUCGGAUAAAUCACAAAGUGGUCCAACACUUAUUCAUUCAACUGGUGUAGAAGGUUACAAAAUUCCUCCAGAAGUGAUUCGAAUUUUACAAGAAAAUCUUGCUAGUGAUAGAUUAUCUGAUCAUUCAGAUGGUGUUCUUUGUCAAGAUGGACCUCAACGUGUACUUGAUGUUCUUCGACGCAAUGGAUUUACUUUACAAAAACAAACAACUGAGAGCAAUCGAGCAUUAUGGACAUUAGUACAAAGUGGUGGAAGUAGUGGUGGAAGUAGUGGCGGUCACCAACCUCCUCCACAACCACAUCCAACACCAGAUGCUAAUAAUGAUGGAAAUGAAGGUGGUGAAGAUCAAGGCGGAGAAAAUGAAGAAGAAGGAGGAGAAGGAGAAGGAGAGGGAGAAGAAGAAGAAGAAGAAUCAUAA